Molecule: messenger RNA, 1136 nt
Organism: Sphaeroforma arctica JP610
Lineage: Eukaryota; Ichthyosporea; Ichthyophonida
Exons: 7
Biological process (GO): proton transmembrane transport; vacuolar acidification
Cellular component (GO): proton-transporting V-type ATPase, V0 domain; vacuolar proton-transporting V-type ATPase complex
Molecular function (GO): proton-transporting ATPase activity, rotational mechanism; ATPase binding
Source: RefSeq, a predicted model, not a curated record
UCUGGCCUGUAUAAUCUCCGUAGCCUGCUAUGACUCUGUGGGCGAGCUAGGGGAAAUUGGACUGGUCAUGUUCAGAGACAUGAACUCCGAGGUCAACUCUUUCUCACGCACCUUUGUCAAAGAGAUCCGACGCGCCGACGAGAUGGAACGAAAAAUACGGUUCUGUGCUCAGCAAAUGGAGAAGGGCGGUAUAGUAGAGGACGCGACAGAGCUUUUAACGUACGAGGCCGAAAGUAAUUGGCGCCAGCCGUCAUACUCCGAAAUUGAAGAUCUGGAUCACAAGCUGACCCGCUUAGAAACUGAGCUCAAAGAAAUGAAUGACAACGAGAGGAAUCUGCAACGCAACUAUUUGGAACUGAUUGAACUGCGUCACAUCGUCAAACUCACCGCUCAGUACUUCGAUGAGGCGCGCAGAAAGACGAGUGCGGGAUCCUUCUCAAGUGAAAACGAUUCAACGGCCCUGCUUGGGUUUGAUGAAAUCGAGACGGCGCCCGGUCGCACCGGUGUGAAGUUGGGCUACGUGACGGGCGUGAUCCACCGUGACCGGUACGAGGCCUUUGAGCGCGUCAUGUGGCGUGGCACACGCGGGAACGUGUACAUGCGCCAUACGGACAUCCAGGAAGAGCUGAUGGACCCAGCCACGGGGGAGAUGAUCACCAAGUGUGUGUUUGUGGCCUUCUACCAGGGGGGUGUGUUGGAGACAAAGGUCAAACGCAUCAGUGACGGCUUUGGGGCGACUAACUACCCGUGUCCCGAGACGUAUGAGGAACGCAGGGCACUGCAAGCUCGGGUCGCGUCAGGUAUUGAAGAGUUGCAGAUGGUUCUGGCGCGUACGGCGGAUUUCAGGAAACGUGUGCUCAACGAAAUCGCCGAUUCUUACGAAGAGUGGUACAUACAGAGCAUGAAGAUGAAAGCCACCUAUCACACUAUGAACCUGUUCAAUUUCGACAUGUCUGAGUCCGCAUUGAUUGCUGAAGGGUGGGUGCCCACGGCCAAACUGUAUGAAGUCCAACGCGCGCUUAAAGAUGUCACAGACCGACUUGGCUCAGGUGUCCCGACUAUUGUAAAGACAACACACACCCCGGAGAUGCCACCUACCUACCAUAUAACCAAUAAAUUCACCUCCGCUUUCCAGG